CUCGUCGGCGCGUUUGUGUUGACACCGGCCAUUCAACAGAACCCCACAGAGCAGCUUUGAUUGCCGUAUUCAGACUCCCGCUCCCCGAGUUCCUGUUUCCGCUGCAGCCCUUCUCGGAGCCACAAUCCUCGGCUGCCUGCGCCCUCCGUCCCAGCGUCCCGCAUCCCCGCUCGGAUGCCUCUGGAGGCCGGAAAGUCAGACCGAGGAUGUAACUUCAAUAGGAUCAUCGAGUUGGACUGGAGGGGCCUUUUGCAACUGAGUUGGAUAAAGUGGUCAAGCAGAAGCUGGGUGGUCGGUGAGGACAUCAAUCAAGCCAUCAAGAUAGUGACUUUUUAAUGUGCUAGCAAUGGUCUAGCACACAGGAAAGACUGAUUUAUUGCAGGAGAAGCACCCUUCGCCUUUUAAUAAACACUCCCGAGCCACAAGUGAACACCUCCCUUUUUAUCUGCCGCUUCUCCUCCUCGCAACAAUGCCAGUACCGAUGCUAGAGCCGGGGCGUGCGUGGUGACGGGACCCAAAGUGUCCACAUCCGGCAGCUGGGUCGGCGGGUGUGCAGAAACACCACAAGGAAUUUUUGGGAAAGUGUGGUCCAAGCAUGCGCCCCUGGGCAGGUUCAUGGCGUUGGAUUACCCUGGUGCUGCUGGCCUGGGGCACGCUCCUCUUCUACAUCGGUGGGCACUUGGUGAGGGACAGCGAGCAUCCUGAGCGCUCCAGUCGGGAGCUCUCCAAGAUCUUAGCCAAACUAGAGCGGCUCAAACAGCAGAAUGAAGACCUGCGGCGCAUGGCGGAAUCUCUAAGGAUACCAGAGGGCCAGGCAGAAGCGGGGUCCUUGGCAGCAGGAAGGCUGCGCUCCCUGGAGGACCAGCUAACCCGAGCCAAGCAGAAGAUCCACAGCUUCCAGAAACUCACUGGAGAUGGCCCCGGACCCACUCAGGAGGAGCUGCGGAGGAAGGCAGAAAACGGCGUGAAGGAGUUCUGGUACUUUGUACGCAACGAAGUGAAGAAACUGGCUAACAGCGAGCUCAGCGAGAGGCAGAAGUAUGCCGACACACUCCUGCAGGACUUGGGCCACCAGGAAAGGUCCAUUAUGACAGACUUGUACUACCUCAGCCAGGCCGACGGAGUUGGUGAAUGGAGAACGAAAGAGGCUAAAGACCUGUCGGACCUGGUGCAGAACCGAAUCACCUACCUACAGAACCCCCCAGACUGCAGUAAGGCGAGGAAGCUGGUGUGUAACAUCAAUAAGGGUUGCGGUUAUGGCUGCCAGCUCCACCAUGUCGUCUAUUGCUUCAUGAUUGCUUAUGGCACUCAGCGCACGCUCAUCCUGGAAUCACACAACUGGCGCUACGCCCCCGGAGGCUGGGAGACCGUUUUUCUGCCCGUCAGCAACACCUGCAUGGACCGCGCUGGGGCCUCCACCGGACACUGGUCAGGGGAGGCUCACGAUAAGGACGUCCAAGUCGUGGAGUUGCCUAUCGUGGACAGCCUUCACCCUCGACCCCCGUACUUACCCCUGGCAAUCCCCGAAGAUCUGGCCCCGCGCCUGCACCGUCUGCACGGAGACCCGUCCGUCUGGUGGGUGUCCCAGUUCGUCAAAUACCUGGUCCGUCCUCAGGCGUGGCUGGAGAAGGAGAUCCAACAGAGCACCGCCAAGCUGGGCUUCAAGCAUCCCAUCAUUGGGGUACAUGUGAGACGGACUGAUAAAGUGGGCACCGAGGCAGCUUUCCACCCCAUAGAGGAGUACAUGGUCCACGUGGAAGAACAGUUCCAGCUUCUGGCCAGACGUGUCCGUGUCGACAAGAAACGCGUUUACCUGGCCACCGAUGACCCAUCCCUGCUGCAAGAGGCUAAGACCAAGUAUCCAGACUAUGAGUUCAUCAGCGAUAACUCCAUCUCAUGGUCGGCUGGCCUGCACAACCGCUACACUGAGAACUCUUUAAGAGGAGUCAUCCUCGACAUCCACUUCCUGUCGCAGACGGACUUCUUGGUUUGCACAUUUUCCUCGCAGGUUUGCCGAGUGGCUUAUGAGAUCAUGCAGACGCUGCAUCCAGACGCCUCCUCUUUCUUCUACUCCUUGGACGAUAUCUACUACUUCGGGGGUCAAAACGCCCACAAUCAAAUCGCCAUCUACCCACACCAGCCGCGCAACAGCGAGGACAUUCCCUUGGAGCCCGGGGACGUGAUCGGCGUAGCCGGAAACCACUGGGACGGAUACUCCAAAGGCAUCAAUCGCAAACUGGGCCGCACCGGCCUCUACCCCUCGUACAAGGUCAAGGAGAAAAUCGAGACUGUGAAGUACCCGCUGUACCCCGAAGCAGACAAACUGCUCAACUCUCAAAAGAAGUAAAACAGGAAAAUGAGAAACUGAAAAGAAGAAAAGUGGAGAAAUGCGUAUUCUCCGGUUUCAGGGAAGGAGGCUGCUUUUGUACAGAAGAGAAAAGAAAGGCGCGCUCGCUGCGCUCGGCUAAGAAGAAAAGAAAAAAAAAGCCUAAAACCCAUGGGUGAAAGGAAUGAAAAUGCACUCUUGUGCGUGUUUGUGUGUGUGGGAGCGUGUGUGUUCCUGUGUGUAAAUGCUUGUGCCCUCCCCCCACUCUCCCGCCCUGCACCUGGCGUUGUGACAUCGGGUCCGUAGAGAUGUAGACGUGAACAUCAAUUUUUAAAGAAAAGCAAGAAAAACGAUUAAAAUCUACACGACUGACUGAGAUUUCCCCUCCGAUGGAACUACUGUCCGACCGGUGUAAGCGUCGAAUCGAUGAUCGAGAGAGAAAAACAUUUUAU
Molecule: messenger RNA, 2778 nt
Organism: Oryzias melastigma (Indian medaka)
Lineage: Eukaryota; Metazoa; Chordata; Actinopteri; Beloniformes; Adrianichthyidae
Gene: fut8b
Product: fucosyltransferase 8b (alpha (1,6) fucosyltransferase)
Biological process (GO): protein N-linked glycosylation
Cellular component (GO): Golgi cisterna membrane
Molecular function (GO): glycoprotein 6-alpha-L-fucosyltransferase activity; protein binding
Source: RefSeq, a predicted model, not a curated record